UAUGGUGUAAAAGCAUUCGAUUUGUAACAUUCUGAAUGUACAGAUACAGCACACACAUCUCCAACACGCUUUAGCUAAAGCUUUAAGGAUGAAGUUCAGAGUAGCAGUUUUUCUGCUUCUGUACAAAUGUCUUGUAUUUGCUCCGAAUGUCAUAUUCGCGUCAGAAUCUGCCGUCUCAGGAUUGACUUGUCCUUUGAAAAUAUGCACAGAUGUACUGAAGGAACUUGGAGCCACAGAGAAGGAACUUAAAGAUCUGGAAAUCAGACUUGCUAAGUGUGAAGCUCAGAUUGAGGAAAUCAAAAAGGAAAAACAAGAUCUGGAAAUCAGACUAGCUAAGAGUGAAGCUCAGAUUGAGGAAAUUAAACAAGAUCUGGAAAUCAGACUGGCUAAGAGUGAAGCUCAGAUUGAAGAAAUCAAAAAGGAAAAACAAGAUCUGGAAAUCAGAUUUGCUAAGUGUGAAGCUCAGACUGAAGAAAUCAAAAAGGAAAAACAAGACAUUGUUUCUUGGACCAGGAACGACUUCCUACAAUAUUCCCGUCAGCUCACUCUAGAUCUGAACACAGUGAGUAAAUACAUCCGUCUGUCUGAGAGCAACACAGUGAUUACUGGCACUUACCCAGAGCUUCAGUCGUAUCCCCGUCAUCCAGACAGAUUUGAUCUUCCUCAGGUGUUGUGUAGAGAGAGUGUGAGUGAUCGACGCUGUUACUGGGAGAUUGAGUGGAGUGAAGGUGUGUAUAUAUCAGUGUCAUAUAAGAGCAUCAGCAGGAAGGGAGUGGGUAAUGAGUGUUCGUUUGGAACUAAUGAUCAGUCCUGGAGUUUGAUCUGCUAUUCCUCCAGUUACUCAUUCAGACACAAUAAGAUAGACACUAAACUCCCUGUAAAGCCCAUCAUCAGUAGAACAGGAGACUAUGGGAAGAAUUACUAUAGAACAGGAGUGUAUGUGGAUCACAGUGCAGGAACUCAGUCCUUCUACAGCGUCUCUGGAGACACAAUGAUCCUCAUCCACACAGUCCAGACCACAUUCACUCAACCUCUCUAUCCUGGGUUUUGGGUUAGUUAUGGAUCAUCAGUGAAACUAUGAUGAAUCAGAACAGAGAGACUCUACCCAAUGCUUUGAGCUGAUGAUGAAUCAGAACAGAGAGACUCUACCCAUAAUGCUUUGAGACUCUACCCAUAAUGCUUUGAGCUGAUGAUGAAUCAGAUGUUAUAGAGUCUCUUCAUUACAUUAAUACUGAAAUAUCACGACACAAUAAAUUGAUGAAGAACAUGUGACUGUCAUCAGUCAUGUGAUGUUCCUCUAGUGUUUGUGCUCCAAUCAUGAAUCAGAUAUGAAUUGAUGAUGAAUAUGAAUCAUCGUGUGAAAUAUGAUCAUUCUGACAUCAUCAAAUAUGACAUUCAUCAUCUCACUUCAUUAAAUAUAUUUACUGUAACUACUGUUGAAUUAUUAUGGAUCAUAAAUCAGUUAUUUUAUUCACUAAAACGUGAAAAUGUGCAGACUUUGCUGAAGUGAUUUGAACAGGUAUUAACUGAGAUAUAAUGCAAAUAUGACUGUAGCUGAAGUAUUUGUGUCAAUACUGUAUGGAGGACCAAAUGACUCAAAAUCACAUGAUGAAAUAAAUGUUGAAAUAUUGUAAUAAAUGUUGAACUCAGUUUUCAUGUAUAUUGUGUCAUGUGGUGUCGUUAUGAGGAGCAGGAGUGACAUUUAAAGAUUUAGAUCCACUAACCCACUGAAAAAUAACAUCAACAAUCAAUUCAUCAAUUUAAUCAUUCAAACAUUAAUGGACGUUUUUACAUGUUUGAAUAAAUACACAAACUUAAAACUGUUUAUUUGAUUCAUGUAAAAUCAUUUUAAAUCUCUUUUUAAAAAAGCAUUGGCAAAUUGCUUUUCUUUAUCCAUUUGUCAAUUGAGUUUAAAACGCCAUUGGUCAGGACACACGUGGAGCAACCAAUCAACUUUCACCUCAGUCUGAAGAGCCAAUCCUCUGUCACUGUAAAUGUAACACGCGCUGUCAUUGGACAGUGAGAACAACUAUUGGUCAGAGCCGUUAAAUAUGAGAGUUGAGACAAUCUGACUGAAAGAGUCUGAAACCAUCUACUUCUCUACUAUAUAGUAGGAGAAAAGCAGUAGGCGAGAGAAUAAGUGUGUCAGAAACCUCAGUGAUCAUAAAAGAGUAGCAAGAAUUACCCGAGUGAUGUACUGAUUCUCAUGAGAUUCUGACAUGUCGAGAUGCAGCAGGACUGUAAACACGUGAUUGUUAGAUCAAUAAAUUUGAAUAAAGCAUUGUUUCAUGUGUU
Megalobrama amblycephala (Wuchang bream) is the source of this 2295-nucleotide messenger RNA. Its product is annotated as tripartite motif-containing protein 16-like protein. Lineage: Eukaryota; Metazoa; Chordata; Actinopteri; Cypriniformes; Xenocyprididae. The record is from RefSeq and is a predicted model, not a curated record. The transcript has 3 exons. Gene Ontology annotation, molecular function: protein binding. The coding region runs from base 89 to 1081 and encodes 330 amino acids.